AUGGACGAUAAAUCGGUUAAACAACGAAAAGCCGAACAAUUACGAAAAAUUAUUUUCCUUGGAAUAGCCAUAAGUACGUCUGUUACUUUAAUAUGCAUUAUUGUCGCACCAUUAUUAUACAAUUAUGUCCAAAGGAUCCAUACUGCCUUACUUAAUGAAGUCGAAUUUUGCAAACGCCGAUCCACAAAUAUGUGGGAUGAAUUUGGACAUACAAAAAAUAUUCUUGGAAUUCCUUCAACCCAAAGAAGAAGGCGACAAACCCAUUAUAUUGAUGCAAUGACAAGCGGAGCUAGAUACGGACAAAAAUAUCGCCACAGGGUCAAUUCACCUGCUUAUCAGCCAAAGGGUAUUGGCUAUGGAGGAUUACCACUUAUUCAGGUAUCGCCAGCGAGGAUGCCGUCAACGGGCCAAGGAUGUUGCAGCUGUGGGAUAGGCGAUGCAGGCCCACCAGGUUUUCCGGGCACUCCUGGAGAAAAUGGACUUGAUGGUUCGCCUGGAAGAGAUGGCUUACCUGGACCCGAUGCCAGAGACGAUGUUGAUUACAAGGAACAAGAGUGGUGUUUCGAUUGUCCCGUGGCACCACAAGGCUCUCCAGGAACUCGUGGGCCGAAAGGACCCCGCGGACCGCCAGGACAGCAGGGAUUGGAUGGUAGACCUGGAGAAAUAGGUCAAACUGGAGCAGAAGGGCCACGCGGAACCCCAGGUCCAAGGGGUCCACGCGGCGAAAAAGGCGCACCAGGUUUGCCAGGUCAACGUCAUGAGAUGCCAGGUGGUAAAGGACGACCAGGAAGACCAGGACCUCAAGGCCUACCUGGAUUUGACGGAGAACCUGGUGUAGAUGGCACAGAAGGUCCACCAGGUCCAAGAGGGCAACAGGGCACUGCAGGACUGCCAGGACGGCCAGGUAAUCGAGGCUUAAAUGGUUCUCGUGGAGAAAAAGGCACACAGGGAAGGGUUGGUUCUUGUGAUCAUUGCUCACUUCCACGUCUCGAAGAUGGUUAUUUCUUGAGUAGGCGCACGCAGUGA
This is a messenger RNA of Dracunculus medinensis (Guinea worm), 1026 nucleotides long. The record is from the annotation of a GenBank genome assembly. NCBI's taxonomy places the organism in Eukaryota, Metazoa, Nematoda, Chromadorea, Rhabditida, Dracunculidae.